CAUCAUCCGAAAUUUACACGCAGUCAAUUUAGUAACCCGGAUAUUCCCGCAAUCCUUGGACAAAAUCUUAAAAGUUUCACCAUUUUUAGAUAUAUUCACCCUUCAAGUGAGUUUUGUGGUUUGACAGGUGAAUGUAAGUUGACAUCUACGUCUAGUGGAUUUAUCUGGAUGAGUAGAUGGUUUCUUGUUCUAGGCUAUGAUGCAUCAUGAAUUGACAAUAAUAACAUUACUUAUAUUUUGUCUCCACACUAUAUCAGGUUUUCACACUGUUACAAAGUAUGGCAGUGCAGUUUUGCGUAAGUUUGGCCAGGAACGUGGAGAUCGACAGGUUCUACUGGAUAAAGGCUAUGAGCUUCCCGACUCUCGACUUUGUGAAUUCAACUUCUUUGUGCACCCUGGAGGUACCCAAGACAUGCUUGUGUAUGCCCAGAUCUGGGAACCAGUAGAGGGCGAUGUGUCAGGCAGAAGUUAUAAACUUGCGUAUGAGACAAAUGUUAUUCUUCCAGCUGUAAGGGUUGAAGAUGGAGGUUUACUUGUUGUUGCAAAAACUGACAAUUUCCCUGUGGUAAAACAAGGAUCCCAUUUAGGCUGGACUCUGACAGAUACGUUCAAGCCAAUCAGCUAUGAUUCUUUCAGUGGCUUCACAUUCCAGUAUACUUUUGAUCCCACCAUGGUCAUCUACCCCAAAGUUGGUGAUGUCCUUCAGUUUGCUUCCUAUAUAUCUGAGAAUAUUAAUUCUGUUGCAGUCUUGGUUGAUACAGGUGACCAUACUGUAGAUGGUGAAUGGUGUGUUAACACUACUCGGCAAAACUCAUCUAAUAGCAAUACUACUACUGAUGGAGAUUCAAAUACACCACAAAACUCAUCAAGAAACAAUACAUCUACUGAUAGAGGUUUUGAUAACACCACUGAUACCAAUAAUACUCAGGUAAUCCAAGGAGCAACUGGACUGCCUGGUCCACCCGGUCCUGAAGGUGUAAAGGGAGAGAAAGGCCAGAAAGGGAGUCAAGGGCGUACAGGAUCUUGGGGUGCCACAGGGGAAAUAGGACAGAAAGGACAGCGUGGUUUUCGAGGUUUCCAUGGAGCCACUGGUUCAAUUGGAUCAAAAGGAGACCCAGGUGUGGAUGGGAGCACUGGUCCAAAGGGGUCUGAAGGUACCAAAGGUGUCAAAGGGGACACAGGGAAAAUAGGAGCUACAGGGCCCAUUGCUACGUCAGUUGCAGGAGAAACAGGUGCCACUGGGAAUACAGGUGCCACAGGAGCCACUGGUCCCGCAGGCCCUAAAGGGAUUACAGGUGCUACUGGACCAGUUGGGCCAGGUGGACCUAAAGGUGCUGUUGGGCAAAAGGGUUCAAGAGGAUUUCCUGGUGAUAUAGGUGCCACUGGAACUCCAGGCACAAAAGGUACAACUGGUGCUACAGGUCGUAUUGGACUAACAGGAGCAACUGGACCAAUAGGAAAGGAUGGAACCAGAGGUGCUACUGGAUUUCCUGGACCAGGAGGUGCUACUGGACCAACAGGCCCAGCAGGGGCCACUGGACUAACAGGACCUAAAGGUGAACCAGGUUCUACAGGUACUGGAGGAGGUUCUGCAUCUGUUGGUGCUACUGGGAGAACAGGGGCUACUGGUAGACAGGGAGAGAUCGGAGCCACGGGCCCUAUUGGCCCACCAGGUGCAACUGGAGCAGCAGGAGGAGUUGGUGAUAAGGGCUCAAUAGGGGCUACUGGUCUGACAGGAUCAAAGGGAAACACAGGUGCUACAGGAAAUACUGGAUUAUUUGGUGCUACAGGUCUUCCUGGAUCUACUGGCCUCCCUGGAGACAAAGGUUCCAGAGGCAGACAAGGCGAGACAGGAGCCACUGGGCUUGUUGGUUCCACUGGGGCUGCUGGACAAAAAGGAGCUAAAGGUGCAACUGGAGCUCCAGGUGUAAAAGGUGAGCCAGGUACAGGUACAGGUAGUGGAUCAAAGGGGAGUGCAGGACCUCCAGGAGCUUCAGGACCAACUGGCCCACCUGGAAGUACAGGAGCAACAGGACUUGCAGGUGCAACUGGAAAUGCUGGUGCCCCGGGUGUCAAAGGCGAGAUGGGUGCUACUGGUCCACUUGGGGCAAGUGGGCCUACAGGGCAAUCUGGUGCUACUGGUGUAACUGGAGCAACUGGGAAAACAGGACAGAAAGGUAGAAGUGGUGAUACAGGAGCAACAGGAUCUGCUGGGAAGAAAGGGGACACUGGAGAACGUGGACUUUCAGGAGCUAAAGGGGACCAAGGGAGUAAGGGAGAAAUAGGAGCAACAGGAAGUCUUGGAGGUACAGGCCCAAUAGGACGCACUGGAGCUACAGGCGCCCAAGGAAAAAUGGGAGCUACUGGGUCAAGUGGUCCUAAGGGAGAAUUAGGGAACAUAGGCGCUAAAGGUGAUCUUGGUCUACCUGGAGCAACUGGGCCAUCUGGAUCAACUGGUAACUUAGGAACAAGUGGGGCUACUGGUGCUACAGGCAGUCAAGGAACAAAAGGCGCUCUUGGUGCACCUGGUGACGUAGGAACAACUGGACCAACAGGAUCUACAGGUCCAUCGGGGGCAACUGGUGCACAAGGUCCAACUGGGCAGAGUGGGUUGAAAGGUGAAAAAGGUCUCACUGGCCAAGCUGGUGCUCCUGGUGUUCAAGGGGUGACAGGACCAACAGGCUCAACUGGUCUUCUUGGAAAAUUGGGACAUGAAGGUGCAACUGGAACCAGUGGAGCUACUGGAGUGACUGGUGCUACUGGAACGCAAGGUGCAAUUGGUCCUAGUGGUGCAACAGGUGGACUGGGAAGACCCGGCCCAAAAGGUUCAACGGGGCCUAGUGGACCCAUAGGUUCAACAGGACCUACAGGUACUGCAGGGCCAAAAGGGGACAUAGGGGAUCAAGGUACAAUAGGUACAACUGGACCUACAGGAACAACUGGACCAUCAGGUGCAACUGGAGUUUCUGGAUCUAGUGGUCCUAUGGGAGCAACUGGACAGACAGGAUCUACAGGCCCUGUAGGACCAAUUGGGCCCAGUGGAGCCACAGGGGCACAGGGAGCAACUGGUCCUACAGGAGCCAAAGGUAUAAAUGGCUCCACUGGACCUACUGGGCCUCAAGGAGGCUUAGGUGCAACUGGCAUUUCUGGAGCCACCGGGCCUACAGGAAGUACUGGGGACAUAGGCCCUACUGGUGCUACAGGUCUGGUUGGUCCAUCUGGAGCUACAGGCAGAAUAGGAGGCACAGGACCUGAGGGUGCAACUGGAGUGACUGGUGCAACUGGCCCACCUGGUAUAGGUGGUGGGUCACAGAGUGCCACAGGGCCAGCUGGUGCAACAGGACCAAGUGGUGCAACUGGUCCUACAGGUGCAACUGGAACCACUGGGUCUACUGGACCAACAGGUUCUAUUGGACCCACUGGUGCAACUGGAACUAUAGGUCCAUUAGGACCAACUGGGAGUACAGGGUCUAUUGGUUCUGCUGGGCCUACUGGUGCAACAGGAAUCAUUGGCCCAAGUGGAGCUACUGGUUCACAAGGUAUCAAAGGGGUAAAAGGAACAACUGGUGUCACUGGUCCAACAGGGGCAAUUGGAGUCACAGGAGCCACAGGAUCUGAUGGUGCUACAGGGCCUACUGGUAAAAUUGGUAGAGAGGGAUUAACAGGACAACCUGGAGCAACUGGUACUACUGGAGUGACUGGGGUGAUUGGUGCCACUGGUCAAACAGGAUCUACAGGUCCUUCAGGGGCAACAGGCUCUACAGGACCAACUGGACCUUCAGGAGGAAGGGGCCCUUCUGGGACCACAGGACCAACGGGAGUUCCUGGGCCAAAAGGCUCUAUUGGUCUUACUGGACAAACUGGGCCUUCUGGUGCUACUGGAGAGAUGGGGGCUACAGGUCCAGCUGGAGCAACUGGUGUUACUGGAUCUACUGGACCUGAUGGUGCAACUGGACCAACUGGACGUAUGGGGAUCCCUGGCUCAACUGGACCAACUGGUUCAACUGGUAGUUUUGGUAUGACAGGAACCACAGGGUCUACUGGUCCUACGGGCAGUACAGGACCCCAAGGUAUAGUAGGGCCUAGUGGUUCAACUGGAAAUACAGGCAGUCAGGGUACCAAGGGAGACACAGGAGCCAAAGGAGCAACAGGGCCAACUGGUGUAACUGGAUCAGUAGGAGCCACAGGACUUACAGGUGCACAGGGGAUAGCUGGCUCUACUGGACCCACUGGUGCUACUGGUGUCACUGGAUCAACUGGUGCUUUUGGUAUGACUGGUCCCAGUGGUGCUACUGGUGUGCCCGGAGCUACUGGUCCAACUGGAUGGACGGGACCUACUGGAAUGAGAGGAGUUACUGGGAGUACUGGACCUACAGGGGACACUGGGCCCACAGGUAUUGCUGGUCCAACUGGAGCCACGGGUGUACAAGGUCAAAAAGGCAGGGGAGGAGGAACUGGUCCAACUGGAGCUACUGGUCCAACUGGAGCUACUGGCUUUCAUGGAGCUACUGGUGUGACGGGGGUAACUGGACCUCAGGGUGAUAAAGGAGAUUUUGGGGCCACAGGUAUAACAGGAGCAACAGGAGUGAGAGGGGAUUUUGGUAAAUCAGGGGCAACAGGCGCUACUGGACCUGUAGGGCCAAUAGGAGAAGAGGGGCCCAUUGGUGUCACUGGCCCAACUGGAACAACUGGACCAACUGGCGUGAAGGGUGUUUUGGGAGCCACAGGGCCUAGUGGCGCCACUGGUGAUAUUGGCCCAUUAGGUCCUACAGGGGCAACAGGCCCAAAAGGAGUGGAAGGCCCCAAGGGCAACACUGGGCCUACAGGUGCUACAGGACUGACUGGAACAAAGGGCAUACCUGGUGGAACUGGACCAACAGGAGCUACUGGGGAUCUAGGUCCAAUUGGUCCAAGUGGAGCCACAGGAAUCCAAGGAGCAACUGGUCCUACUGGACGAAAGGGAGAUAUAGGAAAAGUUGGGCCCUCUGGAGCCACUGGGAUAACUGGGGAUCAGGGUAUAGAGGGUGCCACUGGACCCACUGGUUCACUAGGGCCAUCUGGUCAACAAGGCUUACAAGGACUGAAGGGGAUUCCUGGGGCAACUGGUCCUCAGGGAGGAACUGGACCCACAGGAUCAUUUGGUCCAUCUGGUUCUACUGGUGUAAUGGGAGCCACUGGACCAAUUGGACCUAAAGGUGAACCAGGUGUGCAGGGCCGAUCAGGGCUGAUAGGGAAAGAUGGCGCUACUGGGCCUACAGGUCUUAAGGGAGAUGUAGGUCCUACAGGAUCAACAGGUAUUCAAGGUGCAUUGGGAGGAACAGGUCCCUCUGGUGCUACAGGUUCACAAGGAGUACCUGGAAACAAGGGAGAUAAAGGUGAUAUAGGUCUCAUUGGAAUUGAUGGUGCAACAGGUCCAACAGGUGUGAAAGGUGAUAUAGGACCUAUUGGGCAUGAAGGAGCAACUGGUGUGUCAGGGGCUACUGGUACUACAGGCCUAAAGGGGAUCCCUGGCUUAGAUGGCGCUACUGGACCUAGUGGCCCAUUUGGUCAUAAUGGAACAAUUGGGGUUACAGGACCUACAGGGCAAAAAGGGGAGUUGGGGUCAGCUGGUUCUAGGGGAGAUCCCGGACCACCUGGAAAGGAUGGGUUAAAUGGAACCAAAGGAGAGCCGGGAGACCUAGCAUCUCCAAAUGGCACAGAAGUUGCUGGUUCACUGGGGCCUACAGGAGCAACUGGCCAACCUGGUGUCAGAGGCUUGGCAGGGCCUCCAGGGAUAGAGGGUUCUACUGGACCUACUGGCAUAAAAGGUGCAAAAGGGCAAAUUGGAAAUCCGGGCGCCAUUGGUGCAACUGGACCAACUGGUGUGAAAGGGGUUCAGGGGCUAUUAGGUGUGAAAGGUAACAAUGGAACUUCUGGCCAUCCAGGUCCUGCAGGCCUUAAAGGUUCAACUGGCAGUAAAGGAGAACCGGGUAGUGAAGGUGCACAAGGUAGACAAGGAUUAAACGGUGAAAGAGGUGCCACAGGACCAGCUGGUGGUGUAGGUGCCACAGGCUCAGUGGGUGCUACUGGGUCUCCUGGGGAAAGAGGAAAUCCGGGAGAAAGAGGAGCUCCAGGAGAAAAAGGAUCAACUGGGGCUACAGGACCAACUGGUCCAUUUGGUUCUACAGGACUCCAAGGUUCUCCAGGGGCUACUGGCUUGGUAGGUCCUCCAGGAAGCCAAGGAGCAACUGGUUCAUUAGGUCCACCAGGAGCUGCUGGGCCAGUUGGGGCUACUGGACCAACUGGUAUUCCAGGUUUGAGAGGGGCAACGGGAUCUGUUGGUAGACAAGGAGAGAUAGGUGCUACAGGGAGCAGAGGAGAUCCUGGUAUACAAGGCCCACCAGGUGCAUCUGGGGCUAGUGGUCCAACUGGUCAGAAAGGGGACAUUGGAUUAACUGGGGCAACAGGCCCUACUGGUAUUCAAGGAGCAACAGGGUUUAGAGGUAGCCAGGGAGCAACAGGCGCUACAGGACCACCUGGGGCUACAGGCAGGAGUGGGGCUACAGGUAAUCCAGGACAAACAGGAGCCACUGGUGCACCAGGAGUGUAUGGGUCAACUGGUGCUACCGGUGUAGCAGGACCACCAGGUCCUGGAGGACCAACAGGAGCUACAGGCCUAACUGGUGCAUCUGGUGGUACUGGGUUGCCUGGACCUAAAGGAGACGAGGGUGCUGUUGGACCAGUUGGAGCUACAGGACCUUUAGGGGCAACAGGUAUAGCAGGAGUAAAGGGUGAGAUGGGAUUCAGAGGUUUUUAUGGAGCAACUGGACCUCCAGGACCAUCUGGCACAGUCAGCCCACUCCUACAACAAAGUAUUGUCUCUUUGAACAACAGCAUACACUACAAUGCCUGUGGAGAGAACAAUGGUGGGUGCCAGCAUAACUGUACAGACUAUGUCAAUUGGCAUGUGUGUAGCUGUAGGAGUGGAUACUUCCUAGAGUCAAAUGGAUUCAAUUGUUCAGAUGUUGAUGAAUGUCAGGAGAAUCGUUGCAUCCAUAACUGCAGCAACACUUUAGGCUCAUUCACUUGCCAAUGUUACAAUGGCUAUGUUCGCUCUAUACUCAGACCAUGGGAGUGUUUAGAUAUUGAUGAGUGCAAGGAAAAUGCCACAGCAGCAUGUGGUGCUAGUACCAUAUGCCUGAACAGUAUAGGUUCAUACCACUGUAUACAACUUAUUGGAGAUGUUCAGCCAGAAGGGGUUAAGACUGGUGCAUCUUUAUCAGGAACGGGAGGCAUGUCCUCAUUCAUGUCUAUCUGGCUGGGUGUCGGCUUUGGCUGCGUGGGUCUCAUCCUCUUCAUCAUUUGCGUUGUCCUUUAUGCCAUAUUCAACAGACAACAAGACAUGAUGAAAAACAAAGUAGAUGAUAAUAAUAACAAUAAAUCUUUUCUCGGGACUCAAAUGCUCUCUGGUCGGAAGAUUGCAUUGCCCCUUACCCCCCAGAUUAUAACACCUGACUUUGAUGAGGAGGACAAUAUGGGUAUUGAACAUCACAUUGAUGAGUUCGAUAAAGAUGAUGCUAUAGUGCACCAUCAUGUUACUUCCUCUAGUGAAGCUGAUGUAGCAAAUGCUGAGAUACAAGCAAAUUAUAUGUUAGAGGAGCAUACCCUUCCUCCCCCACCCUCAUUUAUACCCCCACCUCCCUUACUACAAUCAUCGAUCCCCUCAUUUGUACCCCCACCUCCUUUGAAAGAAGUCUCUGAGAAGGUAGAAAUUUUGCAUGCUGAAGAUCCUAAACCUGGACCAUCAAUGGAAGUGUAA
Molecule: messenger RNA, 7798 nt
Organism: Owenia fusiformis
Lineage: Eukaryota; Metazoa; Annelida; Polychaeta; Sabellida; Oweniidae
Source: the annotation of a GenBank genome assembly